CUCCAAGUGAACGCAUGGAUCAACACUCCUACAUGACAAAGCGGACAUGGAGUGAGCGCGCCGCAGGAAAAUAGAAACAGACGAACGUUUUGGGAGGAAAGAUAGCCAAUCUAGUUCUAUCUUUUUACAUUGACCUUGGGUUGUUGUAAACAAUUACAGUCAACGUUUGUUCAUGUAUAGUUGCUGAAACAUCUAUAUUUUUCACUCAAAGUUAACUUUCCGCGUAUUUUUCCUUCUGCGAACACAAAUAGAUAUAGCCUAUUUAUCCAUAGAGCAUCAUCGCAGAAGCUUGAUAGUGCUGAAGUGAGAACACCGGCGGAUGUGAGGAGAUAGUGUUUUUAUAGACUCAACCCCUUUUUCUUUCAAUCAUUCUCUUUCUUUUUGUUUGGUCCAACAAUAGAGAGAGAGAGAAAUAGGGAGAGAGAGAGAGUCACAGGCAUUGGACCUGCUUUUAUGCCGUCAGUCUUGCGGACCCUGAGAUGGACGUGAGAUUUUAUCCAGCACCCCCUUCAAGCGUGGGCUCAUGUACAUUACCAACUGAUUCAAGUUGCCUGACCUCUUUGGACUAUUAUCACUGCAACAAGAGCAGAUACGGUGCAUCAGGCGACCGCGGCGUUCGACUCUAUAGCUCCAUGCCCAUGCGCCCCAACCCCGACGGGAAGAGACUGCCCUCUGCUGGGUUUGAUGGUGACAACAUGUACAUGAAUGAAAAUAACCAGGAGUUUCUCUCCCCAAAUCAGAGCUAUUCCGGACAGGGAGGAGGAGGAGGUGGUGGGAACGGUGCGGGGGACGAGGACUACGAGAUCCCCCCCAUCACCCCUCCUAACCACGCCGAGCCCUCCCUGCUCCACCUGAUGGACCCCGAGUCGGGCUACCUGUGCCACUCCCUAGGGGCCCACCACAACGGCCUGCUCAACCCCUACUCCUACCAGGAGCUGCCCGCCCUCAUGAUGUCCAAUAUGCUGGCCCAAGACGGCCACCUGCCCUCCAGCCACCUGCCCUCGAUCCAGGAGAUGACUCGCCACGACGGCUCACAUUAUGACCUCAGCCGUCACAACCCCCAUCUGAUAAACAUGUCACCUAGGAUACUGUCCCAUCAGCCCAUGAGUGCACUGUCCCAACUGAACUCUCAGGUUGGCCGGAGCGCUCUUACCCAUGGUUCUCCCUCACCUCCUGGAAGUAAAUCAGCCACACCCUCUCCCUCGAGCUCUACACAGGAAGAGGAAACCGAUUCACACCAUAAGAUGACGGGCGAGAAGCGGCCUUCCUCAGAGAUGAUGAAGCCCAAGACCAAACCGCAGAAGAAGAAGAAGAAAAAGGACCCCAACGAGCCGUCGAAGCCCGUUUCGGCCUACGCCCUCUUCUUCAGGGACACCCAGGCGGCCAUCAAGAGCUCAAACCCCAACGCCACCUUCGGGGACGUGUCCAAGAUCGUGGCCUCCAUGUGGGACAGCCUGGGGGAGGAGGCAAAACAGGGCUACAAGAGGAAAACAGAGGCGGCAAAGAAAGAGUACCUGAAAGCCCUGGCCACGUACCGAGCCACUCUGGUUACCAAGACCUACAAUGACCCUGUGGAGACGAAAAGUGUCCAGACGAGCCAGCCUUCCUCCCACAUGAUGCCCCCCAAUCCACCCCUGUACAGUGUGCCACCCCAGCCCUCCUCCCCCUACAGUCUGGGGCCAGGGGGCUUCCCCCUGUCGGACAUGCAGGGCUACGCGGGGGCUACGCGUCACGCACUCUCCCGGACCCUCAGCCAGUCUCAGAUGCUGCCCAGCAUUAGUGCCUCUCCCCCUUCCUCCUUCCAGAUCAGCCCGCCCUUGCACCAACAGCUCUCCAUGCACCAGAACUCCCUCCUCAACCAGCCAAUCCGCAUGCAGCAUGGCCAGUCCCAGCCAAUCAUCUCCCACCAGAUGGGACUCCAGGCCUCUCUUCACUCACCUCCUCCUGGCCAGCAGGGAUUUUCCCACCUACAGUCAGAGUACCAGAAAAGUGUGGGUUCCCAGUCUCCAGGGGCCCCUAACGCUGGAGGGAGACAGAACCACGAGUGGGACAGUGAAUACUGCGAUCGGGAGUGUGGUGGCAACCACUGCAGUGGCAGCAUGAUAGCCAGGGACAAGCCACUCUACCUCACUUGAAACUGGAGGUCGACAAGAAAAGACACCAGGGAGUCAGCCCUCAACAUCCCCACAUACACCACCGCCCCAACCCCUCAACCCACUCCUACCACCACCUCUUUUUGUCAAUGUAAUCUUUUCGGUUUUUAGAAUGAUUUGUGCAAAGUUCCGAUGACUACUAGCGAUUUUAUUCUUUUUCCCUCAGUGUAUUUCUUCUCCUGCCUGAUUCUAGAGCUCUCAUCUUUGUCUCAGAGUAAAGACAAAUUGAAGAACCAUGAAAAUUGCCCCCCUCAGGGACUAAACUGAGCUUUAAUUGGAAUAAAAUGAGCAAAAAGCAUUCUUCUUCUUUUCAUUCUUCUUCUUCUUCUCGUUUAAUCAUUUUUUAAAUUUCUUUUCUUUUCUUGUUGUUGUUUUUAUUUCUUUCUGCUUGCUACAUUUUCUUUUACAAUUGACAGUUCCUAAACUGUAGGGGAAAUACUUUUCGGGUAGGUUUCAGCACACAGGCCUUGAUGUUACUGUUGCUUUGCUUUAGGGUCUGUGAAUUAUAACAAUACAAAGUGAUGGGCUGGGAAAGGAUAAUUACAUAAAUUCAACCUUUUUUUAAUGAAAGACCUGUGGAGGUUUACCAAGCUGUCACAGUGUGAUUGUGAAUAUCACUUUGAUCAAAUUGGGAAUUCGAAGUCCAGAUAGCUUUUCUUCUUCUUUAGUAUUACCUGUAAGUCAUUGGUUUGUAUUUCAAAGUGUAUCUCGUGUGUGCGGUUGCGUGCCUGCAUGUGUGUGGGAGUGUAUGCGUGUGCUACUGUGCGUAUGUGUGCGCGUGUGCAUUUGGGUGUGUCUGUGUGCAUGUGAGUGUGUAUGCGUGUGUGUGUUUGUGUGUGUGUGUUUUGUGAAUUUUAACAGGCUGUGCAGGUGGAUUUCAAAGGAGUACUUCACACACUCGAUCUUGCAUUAAAUCUGUGCUCACUGGUAUGAUUUUUCCAAUAAAGUUACAUCAAAAACACAAUACCGAGUCUGUGUCCUGCAGAUCAUUAAAUGGAAAGAGAGAGAGAGAGCGAGAGCGAGAGAGAGAGAGAGAGAGAGAGAGAGAGAGAGUAGAAGCGAGAGAGAGAGAGGGAAUAGAAGCAAGACAAAGCGAGAGAGAGAGAGAGAGAGAGAGAGAGAGAGAGAGAGAGAGAGAGAGAGAGAGAGUAGAAGCGAGAGAGAGAGAGAGGGAGUAGAAGCAAGACAGAGAGAGAGAGAGAGAGAGAGAGAGAGAGAGAGAGAGAGAGAGAGAGAGAGUAGAAGCAAGAGAGAGAGAGAGAGAGAGAAAAUGGGAAUGAGGAAAAGCGAGACAGACACAUGCUGAACACUCAUGUUGCCUCAAAAAUCCUUUGUUGAUUAGAUUUUUCAUGUAAAUUGUCAAUAUUCACCCACUUAACAUGAAGAGGGAUCUAAAAAACGACUAUAUGUGAAUGAAUACUUGACAGAAACAUCGUAGUGGGUUUCAAGGUUUCCACCAUCUUCUUAGGUGUUUCUGUUGUGUCUCUCAUCUUUCAGUUCUGUGAUAAAUAUGAAUGUAUUUGAUGAGAAAGAGGUUCUUACUUUCACUGUAGCAUAAUUACAUGUUUUUGUUGUAAUGGAAAUAUAAUAACAUUCAAGUUAUAUAUAAGCCUGACAAUUGUAGUAUUUAAUUUGUAAAGCCGUUAUUUUUAUUUUGUAAUUGUUGUCAACAUCUUUUUUUUUUUUAAAGUUGCCCAUCAGCUAUUUGACAGGUUUGCUAUUUAUGAAAGAACAAGAGUACAUUUGUUGCUUCUUACAAUGGACGUGCAUUUUUAUUAAAAUUGUAUUGUUUAACUUUUAGGUUUGAUGAUGAUGAGGAUUGCUUUGGUUCAUCUUUUUUUUCUGCUGGUUCUUUAUUUCCUUGCCAGUGACAUCAUUUUGUGUCACAAUGCUUCUUUUAUUUUAAAUCUCCAUAAUAAUAAAAAAAAGUGAAAAGUGAAA
Molecule: messenger RNA, 4094 nt
Organism: Salvelinus fontinalis (brook trout)
Lineage: Eukaryota; Metazoa; Chordata; Actinopteri; Salmoniformes; Salmonidae
Product: TOX high mobility group box family member 2-like
Exons: 10
Coding region: 480-2135 (551 amino acids)
Biological process (GO): regulation of transcription by RNA polymerase II
Cellular component (GO): nucleus
Molecular function (GO): chromatin DNA binding
Source: RefSeq, a predicted model, not a curated record